Pocillopora verrucosa is the source of this 3241-nucleotide messenger RNA. Its product is annotated as golgin subfamily A member 6-like protein 22. Lineage: Eukaryota; Metazoa; Cnidaria; Anthozoa; Scleractinia; Pocilloporidae. The record is from RefSeq and is a predicted model, not a curated record.
UUCCCUUUAUUCACUUUUAGGCUUUCAAGGGAACAACUAUAUUUUGGAGUAUUGCCGAGAGAAGUUUGUCUGGUCCUGGUGAAACUCUCGUGUAUGCCCACGACGUUGACAGACGAUAGUGUGAGUUGUUCCCGGCCGGUGAAGUGCAACCAAGUGGACCCCCAAGAUAUUUUUGAUCUGGCCUCUUUGCUCUGCACCUCCAUGAGAUAUUAAAUCUCUUUACAUAAUGGAAGAAACUAGUGCUUUGACUUCACGUUUCACAAGAGAGGAAUCUUUUGAGGAAAAGAAGGGCCUGGCAGAAGAAAAAUGCACCGGACAAGAUGACAACAAUGACAUGGUAACUGCCGAUUCUAACAACGAAGAGGAAACUAAGGACGACAACUUAAGAUCUCUUAAAAACAGUCAUCUUGAGGGGAUAAGUCCACAGACAGGACCAAUUGAGGAUGAGAAGGGUUUUGAUCAACGUGAAAAUGCAUCGAAACAAUUUAAUGAGGUUCUAGCUGUCAACCGCUUACAAACAGCACUUGGCUUAAGAAAAGGAACAGAAAAAGAGGAAGUCAAAAUUAAGAGCACACCCUCUAGUGUAGUAGCCUCUUCAAAAACCGAAGUGGUCGCUGACACAAGUUCUUCUGAGAUACCAACCCGGUUCGAAAGUGAUAGUCUUGAGGGAAGGUACAUUAUGAAGCUUGAAAGAAGAUUAGCGUACCUUGAAAACUUGAUACCUCAGUGCACACGUCAUGAAGAAGAUGCAAUAUUCAAGCAAAAGUUGCAGGAGAAAAUCCACAAGCUCGAAUUGCAAUUAGAGGAAGAAGAAAUCUUCAAACAAAAAUUGCAGAAGGAGAUAGAUCAGCUUGCAUCACAACUACAAGAAAGGGAUCAUUACAGACAGAAAGAUCAGAAGACCACUAGGCAAGCUGGAAAAAUGGCCCAACUUCGGAAGACGCCAGAAAACGAAAUGACCCAGUGCCACUCACAGUUGAAAGGUAAGGGUGAAAUUAAGGCGGUGGACGAGGAUCAUUUGCAGGACCACGCGCAGUUAAAAGAAGCAGAUAGCGGUGGCGAGAAAACGGAGAAGAAGGUAGCCAAGGACAGUUAUUCAUAUUCGAAAGAAUCGUGUUGUAGUAAAGAGAGGGUGGAGGUAACGGCUGCCGAGCUCCAGCAGGUAAAAGAAGUGCAUCGUCUAAAAGAGAACAUAGACACAGAGAGAAAAACCGAUAGACGUUUUGAGACAAUAGAGAGGAAGGUAGGCGAGCUCGCUUUACAGUUGGACGAGCUGAAUUUUCGUCAAGAGGAGAGAGAGAAGACAAUGGCCCAGCUCCAUUCAAAGGUAAAAGAAAAAGAUUAUCCAAAGGAGAACAUAGAGCGAGAAAUGCCAAGCGCAAAGGAACUGUUAAAAGAAAUUGAUAAACGUGUCGAGGGAAACGAGAUGAAGGUGGCCGAAUACGCUUUACAGUUGGAUAAGAUGAGUUCUCGUAUGGAGGAGAUAGAGAAAACGAAUGACCAGUUCCAUUCACAGAUGGUAAAGGAAACGAAUCAUCAACUGGAGAAGAUGGAGAAGGAAAUACGGGAUUUAAAAGAGCUGAUGAAAGGAAUUUGUCAACGCACCGAGAAAGUUGAAAAGAAACAGGCCGACCAAGGUUCCCGACUGAAACACAUGGGCUCUCGCGAAGAGCGGAUGGAGACGGCAAUUGAUCAGUUCCAUUUGAAGUUGGAAGAAUUGCGAAGAUUCCUGGAGGAAAAAAUGAAGAAUGAAAUGCGAGAUGUAGUUGAUGAAGUCAAGAACCAACGCGUAGUCCUCUCCACUCAUGAAGAAAAUAUAUUGCUUCUUCGUCGUGCUCUUGGUGACCUAAAUCAUAUGUUUCAACGUGGUUUGAACCAUUUAAAAAGGCGAGUUGAUACCUUUCUCGUGAGUAAUGGUCCAGCAGUACCCGAUGGGCUUGGAUAAGUCCAUCUUGUAAUGUGUUAGCAUACCUGCCCAGAGAGUACGCGUGAUCACACUUUUCUGCUCAAGAACCCUAAAAUUUUGCUCAGUAGUUGAAGAAAGCCUGAGAUUUACCUCAAUAAGACUCUGAAAAUUUUUCACAGGAUAUGCUUCAGGAAUUAUUAGCCACAUUUGUUUUGUAUUGGGCAAUCAGUUGUUCUUAUAGCUGUCAUGUAUAACAUUACAUAUAAUGAUUUUCUGUUACUCUGCUUAGGUCACGCUCGAAAAUCUCCAAUUCUUUGAGUUAAUCUAGGUCAAGCACAGUAUGCCUGUGGUAUUUCAUCUUUGUGGACUCUUUACUGUUCUGACGAUUGGCACGCAUACGUUCCUUGUUUGGUAAUGAACAUGUUUAAUUGCGGUUGUUGGCCUAGUGCCUUUUGUGUGUAUAUCAGCGGGCCAAAACUUUCCUAGAAUAUAUACUUGUAUUCUAUGUGAAAAAUGACAAGGAAAAUUUUUUCCUUUAAAAAAAAAAAAAAAAAUAGUUAGUCACCGAUUAAUUGCCCAACAUAUGGAUAGAGCAAAGACUGAUCUUCAACCAAAAAAAUCUGCAGCAAUAUUUUGUAGUCGUUUUGAUUUUGUUAAGUAUAGCUAAGCUAAGUCUGAACAAAGUAGUGUUUUGAUGACUAGAACUAGAAAAGUCAACUGUUGGCUGGAAAAAGUUCAAUAUAUUUGGUGAGAUUCCUCUGUCUUAUAUUAUAGUUACACCAGGCUACGCCUGUGUGAAAUAGUCUUUUUUCUACCAGUUCUUAGGAUGAUAUAAUGUAUUCGCUUUUAGCUUUUGUAGAGUGCAACCAGGCUAACCUUAAAUGAAAUAGUGUUUCGUACAAUGAUUUUUACCAAUGGUAGCAAAUAAGUGACUUUCAAACGUAUGUCAGUGUUAUAAUACGUUUCACUGUCCACCAGCUAGUGUUGAGUUCUUAUAUGAUACUCUCUUUUAAUCUGAAAAUUAGAUUAAGGUCUCGCGGUUUUGAUAUUCUUAGAAUGGUGCGGAAACUAGCUAGCUGGUAAUGUGUUCAGGAAACUAUACUUUUGAAUCUUGAACGAAACGUAGUAAAGUGUAUCGUGUAUCUUGAACGAGACUUGGUAAAGUGUAUCGUACAUUUGAAAUACUUCCAGUUUUUUGAUAUCUUGAAGUUUCCAAAGUCUCAUUUUGAACUAGCAAACAGUCGGCUGAAGAUUUCAGGGUAACGACUACUGCCUUAUUUUUACGAAACGGGUCCAAUUUGAAACUCGGCACUGAUAAUUUCAGCGGACACUGAU